Molecule: messenger RNA, 1043 nt
Organism: Anopheles stephensi (Asian malaria mosquito)
Lineage: Eukaryota; Metazoa; Arthropoda; Insecta; Diptera; Culicidae
Product: exosome complex component MTR3-like
Exons: 2
Coding region: 93-1007 (304 amino acids)
Biological process (GO): poly(A)-dependent snoRNA 3'-end processing; U4 snRNA 3'-end processing; nuclear mRNA surveillance
Cellular component (GO): nucleolus; cytoplasmic exosome (RNase complex); nuclear exosome (RNase complex)
Source: RefSeq, a predicted model, not a curated record
AAAAAAAAAGCUUUGUAAACAAAACAUUGUGACCGGGAGGGAAAGCACGUUUUGCUGCUUGUUUAGGGAAGUGACCAUAGCAAACUUAUAAAAUGCCGCAAGACACUAAAAGAAUAAAUGGGCCAGAAGCUUCCACUUCAUAUUGGGUCCAUUACAAAGCUAAUGCAGCGAAAACAUUCGAAGAUCGUUUGAGUGACGCGAUUGGACAGGAUGGCAAACGAAAGGAUGGUCGCCGGCUGCAGGAAAGCCGCAAAUAUUAUGCAAAGGUCGGUGUCGUCUCAACGGCCAAAGGAUCCGCAUACGUUGAGCUGGGUAACACGAAAGUCAUAGUGUCCGUGUUCGAUCCGCGAGAAAUACCGAAGCAGAACAAAUUCAACGAAUUGGGCGAACUGUUUUGUGAUUUUAAGUUUUCUCCUUUUGCCUCGUUGGUGAGGAAAAAUCCACAAACAGAUGCUCGGGAACGUAGUAUGGCUACGGCGUUGGCAAGCGCUUUGAACCCAUCCGUUUGUCGGCAUCUGUUUCCGAACCUGCAGAUUGAUGUGUUUGCGAAUGUGCUGGAAGACGAUGGAUCAGCGUUGUCCGUAGCGAUAACUGCUGCCGGGCUUGCGUUGGGUGAUGCUUGCAUACCGAUGUUCGAUAUAGUGACUGCUGCGACAGCCGGAAUCCUAGGCAAUCGUAUCAUCGUUGACCCUACCGCAGAGGAAGAAGCCUUGUGUAUGGAUGGAUACACCGAGUACAAUCAUGGGCUGGUGAUGAUAGCGAAGCUGCCAACGUUGGAUCAGGUACCGGAGAUCCGGCAGUAUGGAAGUGUGGAUGUGGAAACGCUGUGGGAAACGUGCAAGCAGCUAAACACAAACUGUGCAGACCUGGUCCCGAUCGUACAACAGCUGUUGGUGAGCAAAGUGAAGUCUCGCCUUCGAGAGCUCGAGGUAGGAAGUGAUGAAGAAAGCGAAAACGGUAAGGACAAAGAGGAUAAGACGGGCAACAGUUCGGGAGAAGAGAAAUGAUGUAAAACAAUAAAGCAACGCCUUAAACACUCGUAA